AUGCUUCGGGAGGGGGUUAUUGAACCCGUGGAGAGCUCUGACUGGGCUACACCUCUGGUGCCGGUACGUAAAGCGGAUGGAGGGCUCCGAAUUUGUGCAGACUAUAAAGUGACACUGAACCCCGUAUUGCUGGUCGAUAGAUUUCCCUUGCCUAGGAUUAAUGAUUUGUUAGUAGGUAUGAAUGGCGCUAAAAUAUUCUCUAAAAUCGAUCUGUCACAAGCCUACAAUCAGAUCGAACUAGAUAACUCUAAAAACCUUACCGUUAUAAAUACACAUAGGGGCUUAUUUACGUAUAACAGGCUAGUAUAUGGGUUGUCAUCAAGUCCAGGAAUUUUCCAGCGUAUAAUGUCAAAUCUUUUUCACGAUAUCGAAAAGGUAGAAGUAUUUUUAGACGAUAUAAUAAUAGGUUCUUCUAAUGAAAGAGAGCAUUUACAAAUAUUGGAGACGGUGCUUAGUAGAUUACAUAAAAACGGAAUGAAGCUUAGGAAAGACAAAUGUUUAUUCAUGGUGGACGAGGUCAAGUAUUUAGGAUAUAUUAUUUCAAAAGAUGGCAUUAAAGUUGAUCCUGACAAGGUAGCUGCUAUAGUAAAAAUUCCGCGCCCCAAGGACGUUUCGGACUUAAGAUCAUUUUUAGGAUUAGUCAAUUUUUACGCUAAGUUCAUUAAAAAUUUAAGUACUACCUUAGCCCCACUUUACGGCUUAUUAAAAAAGGGUGUUACUUGGGACUGGGACAGAAGUUGCGAGGACUCUUUUAAAAAAAUUAAAAAGGUCUUAACCAGUGCGGAAGUAUUAUUGCAUUACGAUCAAAACAAACCGUUAAUACUGACGUGUGACGCGAGCGCUCGAGGUAUAGGAGGCGUGCUCACUCAGCCGUGCGCCGGCGCAGCGGGAAGCGAGCGGCCGGUGGUCUAUGUGUCGAGAGCUCUCAGCGACGCGGAGAAACAUUAUUCACAAAUUGAUCGCGAGGCUUUAGCAAUUGUUUUUUGCUUAAAAAAAUUGCAUCAAUACCUGUAUGGUCGACGGUUCACCUUACGUACUGAUCACAAGCCGCUUGUCAGUAUUUUUGGCCCAAAACAUGGCAUCCCUUUAAUGGCUGCGAGCCGAUUGCAGCGUUGGGCGAUUACGGUAUCCGCUUACUCUUAUGACAUAGAGUACGUUAGUAGUAAACAGAACUGUGCGGAUGGCUUAUCUCGUCUACCGGUAUCGGUUCAAUCCACAAAGAAAGAAUGUUUAGAUUUACCUGAACAAACGUAUUUACAUUUCGCUCAAAGUGAAAUGUUACUAGAUUAUAAUGAAAUUAAAAAACAAACCCAGCGCGAUCCGAUUUUAGGUAGAAUUAUACUAUACUUAAGAGAAGAUUGGCCCAUCGAUAAUGAGGUCAAAUCAUUGCAACCGUAUUUUAACCGAAAAAAGGAACUAUACGAAGAACUAGGGUGUAUCAUGUGGGGUCAUAGAGUAGUCAUACCGGAGAAUUGCAGGGGUAGGGUGUUAAACGAACUCCACGAAUGCCACAUGGGAAUCGUCAAAACGAAGGCGGUAGCUCGAAGCUAUGUGUGGUGGCCGGGGAUCGAUGAGGCAAUCGAAACGAUGUGUCGAGCGUGCGUCGUGUGUGCGGCCGAGGCGGACGCGCCCCAACGGCACACUCCAAGCCCGUGGCCAUGGCCGGCUAAGCCUUGGUCUCGUAUACACAUAGAUUUUUUAGGGCCAAUUUUCAAUAAAAUUUACUUGGUAAUAAUUGAUGCCAGAACUAAAUGGCUAGAGGUUUUUUAUGUACCGAGUACAGCAGCUAGCCACACUAUAGUUAAACUUUCCGAAGUUUUUGCUAGGUGGGGUCUACCUAAACAAUUAGUAUCAGACAAUGGGCCGCCAUUUAUCAGUAGGGAAUUUUCUCAGUUUUUAACAAAUAAUGGGAUACAGCAUGUUUUCACCGCACCGUACCACCCGGCUUCAAACGGUGCCGCGGAAAACGCAGUCCGCACUGUCAAGAAAGUUAUUAAAAAGGCAGUGAGGGAAAAUAAAGAUAUAAAUUUAUUUUUAAACACUUUCCUAUUGCAUUAUCGAAAUACCGAACAUUGUACUACGGGCGAAAGUCCCGCUUCUCUCAUGUUAGGAAGAAGAUUACGUACUAAACUAGACGUACUUAGACCGGAUAUUGAGAAUAAAAUUAUUAAAACUCAAAUAAACCAGAAAGAGAACGCUCCCACUGGUGAACGUGGCCUGCAGCCGGGUGAGGAUGUAUGGCUUCGCCGAUAUCAGGGGAGUGACAAGUGGACAGCCGGACAAGUGACGCAACGUUUGGGCGUAACGGACUACAAAGUUUUAGACACUAUAGGUAAGGAGUCACAUAAGCAUAUAGACCAGCUAAAACGUAGAAUUAGGAGUUCACUGAUUUGUCCCCGUAGUAGUAAUAGUCAGCCAAAUUCGAGUUCCGAGUCGUUGUCUGGCACCGGUGCAGAGGAAAUUAAUGCGCCUAGAAUAAACCCUGCCGUAAAAGACACCGGGAGGAAAUCAAAAGCACCGGAGGGAACCGAAAUAAUAGAUAAGAGUGAUUGCUUAGAUACGGCAAGGGAAACGUCAACACUUCGUGCUCCAUCAGCUCAUACGUCGCCUGUGCCGCCCGCAACGCCGCCCCAGGUCUUCCGGCCGGUACGCAAGUGCCGUUUGGAUAACCCCCCAAGCUAUAAAGAGUAG
Molecule: messenger RNA, 2691 nt
Organism: Parnassius mnemosyne (clouded apollo)
Lineage: Eukaryota; Metazoa; Arthropoda; Insecta; Lepidoptera; Papilionidae
Source: the annotation of a GenBank genome assembly